This is a messenger RNA of Salmo salar (Atlantic salmon), 6071 nucleotides long. RefSeq names its product thyroid hormone receptor alpha (gene tr-alpha). Gene Ontology annotation, cellular component: RNA polymerase II transcription regulator complex. Gene Ontology annotation, biological process: positive regulation of transcription by RNA polymerase II; cell differentiation; negative regulation of transcription by RNA polymerase II. The record is from RefSeq and is a predicted model, not a curated record. Gene Ontology annotation, molecular function: RNA polymerase II cis-regulatory region sequence-specific DNA binding; nuclear receptor activity; zinc ion binding. NCBI's taxonomy places the organism in Eukaryota, Metazoa, Chordata, Actinopteri, Salmoniformes, Salmonidae.
GUAUUGCUGUCUGUUACAUUUCCCAGUCGUGGCAGUGGAACGUUGAACGGUGCUAUAAUAUUUCCAGAGUGGAAAACUCGAGUACUAAGCAAUCAUUUACUCCGUUUCUGAAAUAGUCUGCUCAACGCAGCAUGUUUACAGAUGGCUGGUUAACAUUUGACGUCUGAUAAGUUCUAAACUGCGCUGUGCGUUAAAUUCCUAACGGUGAGCUAUCGUACGACUACCACCGGUAGCCGGGGAAACUGGUUGGAUUUGACACUUGUAUCCGUCCGUGACGGUCACCGAGAAGGCACCUAUUCGUCUGCGGCAAGGUGCAGGCUGACUGAUCCACUGGCGAGCACCUUUUUGGAAGGUAGACAAGGACCGAGCAGUGGAGCACGUCUGAGGCGUUCAGACCCAGGGCUAGCCGAGCUAGCGAGUUGCUGCCAAAAACAGCACGGGGAGAGCCUGAAAACAGUUUGCCUGGGUGGCAGCAUCACAUCCUCAGACCCUGGAAAUGGCCCGCCUGGGAGGCAGUCAAAACCAGAAGGCUGCAUGCUUGGGGGUCAUUCACUUACAUUAAACAGCACAGCGGCAAGCCUGAAUGGUUUGGGGACCCUGAGAUCAGCGCGCUGCCUUAGGGGCUGAGAGGGACUGAAAGGGGAGCCUGGGCUGCAUCAUCAGCCAAUAAUAGCCUGCCAGGUGGCAAAGGCUGUAAGAAGAACAGUAAGAACCAGCAGAGCGAGGGUGAGAAGAACAAUCCACAGGUUUCAGCUGGGUCUCCUCUUCUCAGCACAUCACGUGCUAGCCUCUAGAACCAGGGGUGGGCCUGCCCCACCGAUGUUCCACACAACCAUCUCCGGGGAACGCUUCACCGCUGCCGUCCAUCGAUGGCCGUCGUUUGACGGGGCCAACUGCGAAUGCUGAGCAGGCUAGUGAGGUUGGGGCCCGCCCUCAGUCUCCGCUCAUUGGCCGCUGGAUGGAAUUGAGGUGAAUGGAGCCCAUUUCCAACGUCGAGGACCCCAACUCAUCAGAGGGAGAUGAGAAACGGUGGCCUGAUGGCCCAAAAAGGAAGAGAAAGAACAGCACAUGUUCGGUGAAGAGCAUGUCUGCACUGAGCCUCUCUGUCCAAGGAUAUAUCCCCAGCUACUUGGAGAAGGAUGAGCCGUGUGUGGUGUGUGGAGACAAGGCCACCGGCUACCAUUACCGCUGCAUCACCUGCGAGGGCUGCAAGGGUUUCUUCAGGCGCACUAUCCAGAAGAACCUUCACCCGGCUUACUCCUGUAAGUACGAUGGCUGCUGCAUCAUCGACAAGAUCACAAGGAACCAGUGCCAACUGUGUCGCUUCAGGAAAUGCAUCGCAGUUGGCAUGGCCAUGGACCUGGUGCUGGACGACUCUAAGCGGGUAGCCAAGCGGCGUCUGAUUGAGGAGAACCGGGAGAAGAGGAAGAAGGAUGAGAUUGUGAAGACCCUGCAGACGCGUCCGGAGCCCGACAGCUCGGAGUGGGAGCUGAUUCGCCAUGUGACAGAGGCCCACCGCCACACCAACGCGCAGGGCUCCCACUGGAAACAGAAACGCAAGUUCCUGCCUGAGGACAUAGGUCAGUCCCCCGGGGCUCCCACCCCAGACGGAGACAAGGUAGACCUGGAGGCCUUCAGCGAGUUCACCAAGAUCAUCACCCCUGCCAUCACACGCGUCGUCGACUUUGCCAAAAAACUGCCCAUGUUCUCAGAGCUGCCUUGUGAGGACCAGAUCAUCCUAUUGAAAGGCUGCUGUAUGGAGAUCAUGUCGCUGCGCGCCGCCGUGCGCUACGACCCAGAGAGCGAGACGCUUACCCUGAGCGGCGAGAUGGCGGUGAAGAGGGAGCAGCUGAAGAAUGGCGGCCUGGGCGUGGUGUCGGACGCCAUCUUUGAUUUGGGCAAGAGUCUGGCACAGUUUAACCUGGACGACUCGGAGGUGGCCCUGCUGCAGGCUGUGCUCCUCAUGAGCUCAGAUCGCUCGGGCCUGACGUCGGUAGAUAAGAUCGAGAAGUGCCAGGAGACGUACCUGCUUGCCUUCGAGCACUACAUCAACCACCGCAAGCACAACAUUCCCCACUUCUGGCCCAAGCUGCUGAUGAAGGUGACGGACCUGAGGAUGAUCGGGGCGUGCCACGCCAGCCGCUUCCUCCACAUGAAGGUGGAGUGUCCCAACGAACUCUUCCCUCCGCUCUUCCUGGAGGUCUUCGAGGACCAGGAAGUAUGAACUGACCCCUAACUUCUGGCCUGGAAGAGAGAGGGGGGAAUUAUUAGGGGAAAAGAAAAGGGGUAAAAAUUGUCCGCUUUCUUUGUUUUGUGAAACACAAUAUCACCACCAGCAACACGGAUAGUCACCAAGAAAAAAGUCUCAGAGAAAAACAAAGGCUUUCUUUCAUUUUGAUAAUUCGUUUCUGGCCGCUCUUGUGGCUGCUGGGGCCCCCCUCUAAAGUGGGGUUCUCUGGCUGCGCUGUGCGUCUCUAUCUAACAGAGAAGCUAGCAGCCCUGAGCGGUGUUCUGCCCCUGUGUUGUUAUACACCAGGUGCACAUGUAUGCAAACCCAAACCCCCGAGGUCUGGUUGGAGUACUGGUACUGGUGUAGCUCUGUGUUAGUGGAAGGCAAUCGCUCUGAGAGGCAGAUGGCUGACACAAACACACACACGUACAUUCACAGACAAUCAAAAACCUUUACAAAAUCAAACCUCACACACAAAUCCACUGAUGUACAUCUACAUUCACCUAACACACACACACUACUAUAGACAAACAUAUUCAUACAUGGACUGACAUAGCUUUUCAGAGCCGCCCGUCACUCGAGCAGGGCAGAUAGCUGCUGUAUUUUGUCCCACAAUUGAGCUUCCAUCAGAGCCUCCAACCAGCUCCCCUCUUCACCGGCCUCCUCACCAGCCUCCACUGGGACAGUUACCAAGUGUUCCCCCCACACUUCUCCCUUUUGAACUCUUCCCUUCCAACCCCCUGAUGUGCAGCCCGAACUCCUCCUAGCCAAGACGUGUACUUGUGAACCUACCUCCCUGUACCUUACAUACCUCCCUUACACAGAGUUACACAUAAACCUCCCUUUAGGACAGUGCAAAGACACACACCUAUUUAUGGAUACAAACCGUAUCCAAUUUGUUGUGCAAAUGUGCAAGUGUACCUUCAUGUAUAUACACAACCCUUUACCCUCAUACAUACAAGUACUGUAUACCUAUCUUACUGCAGGUAUACAGUACACCGGUCUACCUGCAUGCACAUAUACCUCUGUACCUGCAUUAUAUACCCACUGGUUUACCUCCAUGUACUUCUCAUCCUAUACAUACCUGUCUACCUGAAUACAGUCAUACCUCUCUAACUAUAUAUUAUAUUAUAUAUAUAUAUAUAUAUAUAUAUAUAUAUAGUAAACAUAACCUUCUGCCUGUGUAGAUGAGUACAUCUCAUCUAUAUAUACCUCUCUCUGUGUGUACACACACAAAACAAUAGUUUGCUGUUCUUUUACCUCAUAUAUGACAGUUGACCCUCACCUAGGUUGUCAUUCCACCCGUCCCAAACCUCCACUACAUCUCCCGUUUGGACUGCACUGCACUUCCUGGUUGCAGACUGUGUGUGUCUCUGUUGCCCUGCCCAUCACACAGGACUCCCGCCCCCUCUGAUGUGGGAUCGUUUGAGGGACGGGGAGAGGUGUCACUUACCUCGCCGGUGGUUACACCACAGGCCCCACCUCCAAACUGACAGAUUCUACCUCGCCUCUCAUGUCAGUGUAGAUGCCCCUCUGAGUGCAAAACACAUAUACUUCCACAGUUGCCAAUAUGGACCUGUUUGGUCCCCCUACUACCCUGUUCAGUAUGGUUCUAUGACCCCAUGAGAUGCGAGAGGCUGCAGAUCAACAUGCAUAGCAGUCUUUAUCUUUUACACUUUUAUUUUUGAAGUACUUUUAUCACACAGGACCAAGUCUCAUAAUGGAUUCCCCCAUUUAUCUAUGUUCAAGACAAACAACAAACCCACUGGCAGUAUAAAGAUUCUGUGUCUGACAAACUCAAAGGAAACUUUCUUUCUUAGGAAAAGACAGACCGUACACCUUGGAAGCCAACUGAGCUCGAUGGAUGGGCCAAAGCGUUGUUAUUGUAGACGUUGUUAUUGUUGUUAUUGUGGUAAACAAACACGAAAAAAUACUCUAACUCAGUUCAGUAGUAUUCACCUGUGGAUGGAUACCCUGGUUCUCAAUGUGGCAGGUCCAGAGACGAGACAAGAAUGAGAGGCCUAGCCAAUGCAACCUGCCACAUAAUGUACUUUUUACAGCACCAUUCACAGUAGCAACCCCCCUUUCUCCUAAAGUGAGGAAAAAGGGUUGCCCCAGAGAGCCACAAAGCCUUUGAGAUGAUUCUCUGACUGUCCUCUCCACACAUCCAAUCCUACACCCAGCCAGCUCUGCGCUUUCUCUACAUGUCCCCCUCCUCUCUCCUUCAAAGCCAUUGACAGUUGUUUGUUUUGCACUAAAGGGAUGUCUCCCCCUGUAUUUUCCCUAUAUAUGCGCCGUGUUGGGAUACAAUCCAGAUCACCGCCACUCCUAAUACAAUACCUCCCCUCUCCUGCAGUUUUACCCUAAUCCCUAGCUUCAGCCCGGUGCCUAACAUUCUGUCACAACACAUACACACACACACACACACACACUCUCUCAGUAUUACCACAAGGGGAUUUAAAGGAACCUAGAAGCUCUUAACUGUAUGGAAAAUAGGAUUUCAUUCAAUCACGUGCGGAGAUGUGAUAUGGCUCACUUGAAAAAGAGAUGCCGAUCUCAAUGUGACUUUCCUACUUAAAUAACGGAUACAUAAAAAAAAUAUAUAUAUAUAUAUAUAUAUAUAUAUAUAUAUAUAUAUAUAUGCAGUAUAAUGAUAAUCAACUCUUUUGUCACUGUGAACGAGCCAGGCUUUGACCAGACGGUUGGUUUGGAUAAGGUGUAGAAGAGGGUUGGCUUUUAGCUGUGAACGACAUGGAAAUGUUCCCCAGAAGGGGUCGUUAUAAACAACAUGUCGAAGAAGGGAGCAUUCCCACACAGCUAGUGGUCCCUAGACUACGGUACUGACAAUCUCACGCAGAAUCAGACUCACCAGCACCGCAGAGCACACUGCCUUCAGACCCCAUCAAUCGCACCAGCACAGCAGAUAGAUUCUCAGGCUCUUGCUAGCCAUCCUCCUGUCAGGAGAAUGUGUAUACAAUCAACUGACAAAUGUUAGCUUAGGUAUGUCCUUCCACACUACCCCCACACCUCCCAUUCUCCACACUGUUCCUAUUGCACCACCUUAACUAACCACACUACUAAACCAGGGAUAUCAUGUACAUUCUGGAACUCAACACAUUUCUCCCCCUGACACACAUUGACUUCUUUAAAUGGAGAAUCUCCAUUGAACAUGCUUCUUAGUCCAGGACUAGACUUAAUCUGGGUCCAGGAAACUAGCCCCAAUCUCCCCCCCCCUUUAAGACAAUCUCAUGCUUUGCCCUCACUCGCUUUAACCUCCCCAUAACCCCUUCCUCCCCACAACAUGGCUGUCUCGCUCCCCUCUGAACAUCCAAGCGAACCCCAACCAAAAGUAGCACUUUGAGAACUUGGAGAGGAACGGAAAUCCCAGGUACAUGAAUGAUAUGUCGUUGUGAGGAAUGUAAAAAAAAAAAAAAUGAAAUGGUGAAGUCCCAGACUGAAAAUGUUGUGCACUAAUAAGUGUCGUUCUGCAUAUUUGUGAUGUCAUACUUCUGGGUUGAAAUGCUGUUUGUCUGACAGAUUGGUUUCAAUAAAGUUUUUUUUUCUGUUUAGAAAAAGAGACUCAGGACUGAAAGCCCAGAAACGGAGGGGAAGAAAAGACGAUUUGGAUAAAAACAAAAAUGUUAUGAUUAUUGUUUGUUUGUUGUUUAGCAUUUGAUUUAAUUGUUAGGUUAAUGUCUGUGUUGUCGGAGCUUGACUGAUAUGAUGCUUUACUGUGUAAAACAAACGGCUGUAGACACUUUCUGAACGUCUGUGCGGUGUAGGGGCUGCGUCCCAAAUGACCCCCUAUGUCUGACGCAGAUGAAACUUCACUUUGAUCUCA